UUAUCUUACCACAACUAAUCAGGCUUCAGCAAUUAAAGACUCGCUUUACUAAGCACCAGGAAGAGAAAAAACCGCGGGAAACCUUGAACGUUGUUAUGAUUGGUGUCGAUUCUGUUUCGAGAUUAAAUCAUGUUAGAAAUAUGCCUACAACACGUGACUACCUAUUACGUCAUCUUGAUGCUAUAGAAUUACAAGGUUACAACAAAGUAGCUGAUAAUACUUUUGUUAAUAUCGUUCCCAUGACAACCGGACGUUUGGUGGAAGAGUUACCGUGGAAUGAACAGAAAAGUGGAGAACCUUUUGAUCCAUAUAAUUUCAUCUGGAAGAAUUUUUCUUCUAGUGGCUAUUUUACUUUGUAUGCUGAAGACGACCCCCGGCUUGGCAUCUUUAAUUAUAUUAAGCGUGGAUUUCGCGUUCCACCAGCCGAUCACUAUUAUCGUCCAUUUGCUCUGGCCCUAGAGGGGGAUAACUCUGUAUGGACGUCGGAUCAUCAUUGUGUUGGUGACCGAUUUGAAACUGACAUGAUUCUUAAUUACACUAAAGAUCUCAUGAAAUUGUAUCACAGAGUCCCAUAUUUUGGUUUCAACUUCCUAAGCCGAUUAACUCACGAUUCAAUAUCGAACACGGCCUCAGCUGAUACUCCCUACUCAAACAUGUUCAGGGAUAUUGACAAUCAGGGCCUACUUAACAACACCGUGUUGAUAUUUUUCAGUGAUCAUGGAAUGAGAUUUGGAGAGAUCCGAGAAACAUACAUCGGUAAAUUAGAAGAACGACUGCCGAUGAUGUUUUUAGUUUUUCCAAAAUGGUUUUAUAAAAAAUAUCCCCAAAUAACACAAAAUUUAAAAAUAAACCGAAAUCGAUUGACGACACCAUUUGAUAUUUACGAAACUUUAAAGGAUAUUUUGUAUUUUACUGGUGACGUCAAAGGUGACGUGGAUGUUGAACAAAGGGGGAUAAGUCUAUUUGAAGAAAUUCCUGUAUCUAGAUCAUGUGACCAUGCUGGUAUAUUACCACAUUGGUGUACUUGUAUGUCGCAACAAGAAUUAUCUAACAAUGAUCAGUUUUAUAAUAUGAGCGUCAAUUAUUUAAUAACAUAUAUAAAUCAACAAUUCGUGUUAAAUAACGUUACAGACAUGUGUUGGCCAUUAAAAUUAGGACGUACGAAAUCGGUCCACGUCAUACAAAAUAACGAUAAACUUUUGAAGUACAAACAAAGUCUGAAUGACGUCAUAAACAGAACUGUGUCAUUUAAUGCCAAACGUGUGCUUUCAACAUAUAUUUUUCAGGUAGCAGUAUCACUGAUGCCCGGAUCAGGAGAAUUUGAAGCAUCGGUCCGGUACGACGAAACAACUGGAAACUUCACAAUGGCGGGGGAUAUUAGCCGAAUAAACAAAUAUGGACAUGAUUCAGAUUGUGUCCAUGGGAGUUUGCUUCAUAAAUUAUGUUUCUGUAAAUAAUAUUGAAAUCAUAUGAAAAUGUUGGCUCCAUAAAUUGUUCUAAUUGACAAAAAACUAUAUAUUGAAAUAUU
Patella vulgata (common limpet) is the source of this 1528-nucleotide messenger RNA. RefSeq lists its product as uncharacterized. The coding region runs from base 96 to 1457 and encodes 453 amino acids. The record is from RefSeq and is a predicted model, not a curated record. NCBI's taxonomy places the organism in Eukaryota, Metazoa, Mollusca, Gastropoda, Patellidae. The transcript has a single exon.